Messenger RNA from Haliotis rufescens (red abalone), 2107 nucleotides. RefSeq names its product SH3 domain-binding protein 5-like. Lineage: Eukaryota; Metazoa; Mollusca; Gastropoda; Lepetellida; Haliotidae. Gene Ontology annotation, cellular component: cytoplasm. Gene Ontology annotation, biological process: negative regulation of protein tyrosine kinase activity; intracellular signal transduction. The transcript has 8 exons. Gene Ontology annotation, molecular function: protein kinase inhibitor activity. The coding region runs from base 303 to 1682 and encodes 459 amino acids. The record is from RefSeq and is a predicted model, not a curated record.
CUUCGCGCGGGCAGUAAUUACAAUAAUUUACAAAUUCCUGUCGUAUCUCGGCUAUUGUAGUGUAACACAUUCCACGAUCAGCCGCACGGGGUAUUGUUUUAGUCCAUCUAGAGCGGGAAACCAUACCGUGCCAUGUAGGUCAAAGGUGAAGUUAUGUCACAGGUCAGAGUUGAGCGCUGAUCGUGACGGACCGCGCUGUGAGUGACUGCCUCUCAAAGAACAGCCAAGCAAGAAGGAGUCGAUCGGAAUACGAACCCAUGUGUUGUCAGAGUGGGGACAGCGGAUAGUUAGUUGUCAGCAGAAUGGACGAUACCAUUGACGAUGUGGACGUUAAUGACGAUUUGGAUCCAAGAAUCCAGGAGGAACUAGACAUGCUGAACAGUGCCAGCAAUGACAUCAACCGGCUGGAGAACGAGAUCGACGAGGCGAGAGCCAAGUAUCGACUGACGUUUUCCGAUGCUUCUCACAAGAUGGAGUCCAUGGGUCGCGGUCUGAAGAACUUCAUCCAGAGGGCGCGCAUCUACUACCAGUUGAAGGAAGCCGCUAUUGAGGCUCAAAGUGAGGCCCUGCGUGCCGCUCGUCAGUACCAGACAGCCAAUGGAAUUUAUAGAGCAGCGAAAGAAACGAUCGCAUUGGCUGAACAGAAGUUAAUGGAUGACCAAUCAGCGGCUAUGUUGUCUAGUGCUUGGCAGGAAAUGCUCAACCAUGCCACGAUAAGGGUGAUGGACGCGGAGCGGGAGAAGACACGGAGUGAACAGGAACAUCUCCGACGCUCCAACAUCUUCGCCGAACUGGAGACGAAGCUGACGUAUCUGGAGAAGAAGUUCAAGAAAUCCAUCCUGAAGGCCAGACCAUACUUUGAACUCAAGGCUCAACUUGAACUGAAGCUGCAGCAACAGAAGCAGAAUAUAGAUGACCUUCAGAACGCAAUACGUUCUUCCAAGGUCAAGUACUCGGACUCACUGCGCCACCUGGAAGGGAUCUCAGAGGAGAUCCACGAGAGCAGACGACAGAAGAUCCUGCUGAUGUUUCCGCGGGAACCGGGGGUGGGAGCAGACGACGAGAGCCUGGGGUCCAGUAUAUCCGAGCAAAACAUUGAGCGAGGUCUGUUUUCUGCUUCCUCACGCACUGACGACCAUCUUGAUUCAGAAAUAGACGAGAUUGAUGACGUUUUUACUUCUGAUCACGUGACGGACCACGCCCCGAAUGCUUCAUCUACUGAUAUUAACUAUCCAAAGAACCUACCAGGCACUAAACACCUCAUAAACAGCCACGUGACUUCCAAAUCACCCGACACAAAGGGAGAUAACCGACCGGAUGUUCUGCAUAACGUGCAUGUAGACGACAUCAGUGCUUCCUUCAAACAAUGUGAUAUGAUUAAUGACAACAGUUGUGCUGGGGGGAGAUCGUGUCCUGCCUCGGGGGUUGUGAACGGGGUAGGCAAUGACCACAACCAUCCAGACACUCCCUCGGGUAUUAGACAAUGUGGAAGCGGGGCAGAAAUAUCACCUGUGUGCGUAGAUGACGUCACGACAUGCUCAACUGACGUCAUUGAAAAAGUGAAUGACGUCAUUUUACCGGAAAGAGACGAUCACACAGAAGGCUCCUCCGACCCAGAAGAGUGUGUUAAAGAUCUGAAACUCAGCAGAGAUAACAGGACCGAAUCUACAGACGUUUUAUAACCACGCGGGGUCUGCUUUGUAUCCCCAUCCUGCCACAUGUCCACAUGCAUGUUCUGUUCCCUGAUGCCUGUUCCCUGAUGCCCGCCAUGCACUGAGCCCAGUAAGCCUUGUAAUCUGUUCCAGAACCCGUUGAUACAGGGAAACCAAGGCUUCACUGCUAAAUACUCACAAGUGGCGGGGACCCAUUCUAACCAAGCACCCCCAGAGAUAGUACGAGUUAGUACAUUGUUACCUAACACGAACAUAAAAAGGCAUGUCGUGGAUUAACGCUUUUUGUAUAGAAACUGGAAACAGUUUCGAUCUGAGAUAGACAAUAAUUCGUUCCUAUUUGUGACUUUUCAGGACACACGAACAAUGAUAUUCAUUGGUAUUAGACAAUUUUGAGAGACUGUACUUUUGUUACAAUAAAUAUUCAUUAACCAAAA